Messenger RNA from Saprolegnia diclina VS20, 1430 nucleotides. RefSeq lists its product as hypothetical. NCBI's taxonomy places the organism in Eukaryota, Oomycota, Saprolegniomycetes, Saprolegniales, Saprolegniaceae. The coding region runs from base 31 to 1386 and encodes 451 amino acids. The transcript has 3 exons. The record is from RefSeq and is a predicted model, not a curated record.
CUCGCCAGUAGCAACGUUGCAGAGUUUCGGAUGCCUCGUCCGAGCACGAGCCCACGCCGGCAUGCGACGACGAGCCCACGCCGGCAUGCGACGACCAGCCCCCGCGUGCAAUCGACGAUCGAUGCCAUCGUAGCAGCGCCGCCACUGCCAUUGCCGCCGCCGACAUCCACCGUCCUCGGCGUCGCCUGUCCGCCCGACAUGGCCAUCGAUGUCGAUGGCCAUCGGCGCGUGCUCUCGUCGUCGCAUGGCGACAGCGUCCUCACGCAUAUCAACGCGGUGGACGUCGGCACCUUGUCGCUGCGCGAGCUCGAGGCCGUGCUGGCGCGGACCCGGCACGUCGCCCGCACACUGCUUCUGGCGCCGCCCACGCGGGUCCUCACGAUCCACGGGUGCUUUGGCAACGACAAGGCGCCUACAACCACCUAUGUGCCCGUGCCGGUGCAGGUCGUCGACGUGAGCUGCGGUGCGCACCACCUCUUGCUGCGGACGCGGUGCGGGGACGUGUUUGCCUACGGGCGCGGCGAGAGCGGACGGCUCGGGCUCGGCGAUACGAUGUCGCAGACGACGCCAACGCGCAUCUCGACGCUGCCGACGGCGCUCGGUGUCGCGUGCGGGCGCGACCACUCGGUGGUUGUCUGCACGGACGGACGCGCGUUUGCGUUUGGGUGGGGCGAGGGCGGGCGCCUCGGGCUCGGCAUAGACGCUGGCGACGUGCUCACGCCGACGCGCGUCCUUCCGGCCAAGGACACGACAGAGGAUGGUUACUACGUGGUCGGCGCCGGGCGCGAGUCGACGCUGCUCGUGUCCCACUCCGGCCAGCUCUUCUUUUGCGGCGUCCAGCACCUCGUCGGCGAGAACGGCCAAGAGACGACGCAACUGCAUUUGCGUCCGUCGCCCGUGACCUGCGCCGCGCUCGACAAAGCGGUCAUUGCGUCCGUCAAAGCCGGCGAUGCGCACUACAUGCUGCUCACGACCGCCGGCGACGUGUAUACGUGGGGGCUUGGCGCGUCUGGGGCGCUUGGCACUGGCACCUAUACCACCAUCAAUACCCCGACGCGCGUCGUCGGGUUGCCCAAGGUGACCAAGAUCGCGGCCGGGCCGUGGCAGGCGGCGGCCGUCGCCAAAGGAGCCGCGUACGUCUGGGGCGACGGGCUGGACUGUCGUCCCACACAAGAGUCGUGCGUCCAAGCCCCGAUUGGUGACGUUGCUUGCACGACGACGACCACGUUCGUCGUCGCACACGGUGUGGUGCAUGCGAUGCCACGUGGCAUGCUGCCGCCAGCGCUGCCCUCGUCGCCACUGCUAUUGGCUGGUGGCGGCGACUACGUGUGCUACCUGCAAGACUCAGCACGCGACGAGACAACGACGCAGGACGUAGUUGGUUGAUCAUAUCUAAGACACGCACACAAUGACCAACCUACUCGACGUGC